AUGGACACGCCUGGUUCGCCAACGCCCUCAAACACAUCUCUAUCGUCGAUCAACGAUGAAAACGAUAUUAACUUUGAGACUGAAAUACUCCAAUCUCUCGCACUCGGUGAGUUGGCGGGUGCGCAAAUGACCCCUAAAGGUGGCGCAAGGAAUUCAAUUUCAUUAUCUAUGGCAUCAGCUCCAGCCACUGAACCACUGGAGAAUCCAAAUGGUCCAAUCAGCAAACUCCCACUCGAGAUACUCAUACACAUCUUACGUCUGCUCAACAACCCAACGCACCUCCUCAACAAUUUACUCGUUUGUAGGACUUGGUGUGCCUGUGGAAUCGAGAUUCUCUGGCAUCGCCCUUCCUUCCCUGCCGCGACUCCUUAUGUCAAGUUCGCGCACAUAAUCGGUGGGCUGUAUUCCAACGCGCCUACUUUUCAAUACUCAAACUACGUCAAGCGUCUCAAUUUUUCUAAUAUUCACAAUUGGAUUACUGAUCCUUACUUCCUCCCUGUGGCAAAGUGUCUCCGUCUCGAACGGCUGACGUUGACCGGUUGCAAGAGUCUUAGUGAUAGUAGCCUGGAAUUCGUUCUCGAGAACUGCAAAAACAUACUGGCUUUGGAUUUAUCUGGUAUAAACAAAAUGUCAGACAAGACACUCAAGGUUAUUGCCAAUAACUGCAAGAAGCUUCAAGGAAUGAAUUUGACAGACUGCGAGAGUAUUUCUGACGAAGGCGUUGUUGAGCUUGCUAGAGGUUGUCAGCAUAUGAGAAGGUUGAAAUUGUGCAAUCUGAGGCAGAUAUCUGAUAUCACCGUUAUAGCUAUAGCUGAGAAUUGUCCAGAUUUGCUAGAGGUAGACUUCACAAAGUGCUCCAUCUCAUCCUCCUCUGUCAGUUUAUUUUGGAAGAAUGGCAUUGGGGCACGUGAAUUCAGAUUAGGACAGUGUGCCUUUAUAGAUGACUCAGCAUUCCCUUCACCCUCUACAACAUCAAACAUUCCUCAUCACUACACACUAAUCACCCAGCCACAAGUAAAACACUUUGAAGUCCUCCGUCAUCUCGAUCUAACGAGCUGCACAUCGAUAACCGACGAAGCGAUAAAAGGAAUCAUAGCGCAUGCGCCCAAAGUGCGAAAUUUAGUUCUAGCGAAAUGUUCCAAUCUCACCGACGUUGCGAUCAAAAACAUAUCAAAAUUAGGAAAAGCUCUUCAUUCAUUACACCUUGGACACGUAACGGCGAUUACCGACGAGAGUAUUAUAGUACUUGCUAGGAUGUGCACGCGUAUCAGAUAUAUAGAUCUGGCAUGCUGUCCCAACUUGACGGACAAUUCUAUCACAGAACUGGCCAGAAACAUGCCGAAAUUGAAGCGUAUUGGAUUGGUGAGAGUGACAAAUCUAACGGACAUUUCCAUUAUAGCGCUCUGCGAUCACUAUACGCAGCUCGAGAGGAUACAUUUAUCUUAUUGCGAGAAGAUCACAGUAGAUGCCGUACACCAUCUCGUAGCCAGGCUCCAAAAGCUGACGCAUCUCUCGCUCAGCGGUAUACCAGAUUUUAGGAGGCCUGAGUUGCAGAGGUUCUGUCGAGCGCCACCAAAGGAAUUCAGCGAGCACCAACGUCAAGUAUUCUGUGUAUUCAGCGGUAAAGGGAUACACGACUUAAGAGCAUACAUGCAGGAGGAGUACAUGAGAGCUCGAAGAAGCCUGUUUGAGGACAUACCACCAUUCCAGAAUGCGAGCGAGGGCGGAAGCGAGGCGAGCUCAAGCCCGGCAAGAACAAGACCUAACAGAAUGUUAGAGGCUCUGGGUCUGAGCAGCUCAGAUACGCAGCAGCUUGGCCUAUCCAACGCUGAACUACGCCAGUUGGCGCUGUCUAACUUUGAGCAGCACAAUCGGUAG
Wallemia ichthyophaga EXF-994 is the source of this 1878-nucleotide messenger RNA. Its product is annotated as SCF E3 ubiquitin ligase complex F-box protein grrA. Bases 1 to 1878 code for a protein of 625 amino acids. Gene Ontology annotation, molecular function: protein binding. Gene Ontology annotation, biological process: SCF-dependent proteasomal ubiquitin-dependent protein catabolic process. NCBI's taxonomy places the organism in Eukaryota, Fungi, Basidiomycota, Wallemiomycetes, Wallemiales, Wallemiaceae. The transcript is spliced from 2 exons. The record is from RefSeq and is a predicted model, not a curated record. Gene Ontology annotation, cellular component: SCF ubiquitin ligase complex.